Messenger RNA from Diachasma alloeum, 1573 nucleotides. RefSeq lists its product as uncharacterized. The record is from RefSeq and is a predicted model, not a curated record. The coding region runs from base 438 to 1034 and encodes 198 amino acids. Lineage: Eukaryota; Metazoa; Arthropoda; Insecta; Hymenoptera; Braconidae. The transcript has 3 exons.
UCGUCUCGCCGAGUCGCACCUCAGUUGUUGUUAGCCUCUCGUGUCUUGUGGACGUGUUCCUCAGUCGCCUCAACAAUCGAGGCAGAACAUUUAUUCGAAAACAAUCGCACAUCGAAGAUUGAACAUCUUUUGAGACAUUAAUUGCGUCGCGAAGAAUCCAACGAGUGUCAGCUGGUGGUGGACAUUAAAUUACUAUGGGAAUAUUUCGUGAAUUUCCAAUAGUUUUCAAUCUUUAUAAGAAGUACAGUUAGACGGUACGAGUUUGAGGUAUUGUUUUGGUGGUUAUUGAGGCUGUGAUCGGGUGGAAAAUACGAUACGAGGGGUACCAGCAAUAUUUUCAAGAAGUGAUAACCCAAACAAAUACACCAAAAUAAAAAAUAAAACACUGAAGUUGGAAAAUAGAAGAUAAAAGACAACGGUUUUACCGGUGAUAAAUAAUGACAGAAAUAAUGGAGGCUAGUAGGCUGUUAUCUAAACCAACGCUAGUUCGUCGAGUUUCUGAUCUAUUCAAAGACAGCAACACAAGUGGUUCACAGCUGUUCACGCACUCAUCGAUGCAGAAGCUGCGUCACUGCUGCCAGAAUCUCAAUCUCUUCCCCUAUCUCCUGUACUCACUGGGAGAUGUGAAAAACACAACUCAAAAAUUGACGAUAAAUCAGUUGAUCACAACAUUCACAGAUCGCCUCUUCCAGCUGUACCUGAACAUUCGUCUGAUUGUGCACAGCAAACUCCAGCCAGAUCCUCAAAAAUCAACGCAAGAGGCCAAAGGAGAAGUCAAGAAAUUCACAAAAUUCGAGAGACAGAAGAGAAAACCAAAUUCCCUGCUGCUGAUUCUAGCUGUUUAUCUUGCACCACUGGUUCUCGUAUUUCAACUAGUCGGCAUUUUAUCAUUACUCGUAUUCGGUAAAUACACACCGGGCUUUGUUUUUCUACUGUCAGCUCUUCUUUUUCUCGGUUAUAUAUCCAUGAAAGUGCUGUUUCACGACAAUGACAAUCAGGAAUAUAAAAAACGGGCUAAACGAAAAAUUGAUUAAACAUUCUACUCCGCAAUCAUUCGUAAUUAUUAAUUAAUUUUAGUUCUCACUUUUUGUAUUUUCAUCAUCUCGUUCAUAUUUUUCAUCCUCGAGUUUAAUUUUAUCGAUAAUAAUUGGCUCAUUGAUGACCAGAGAACAUUUAGGCUGCGUUGUUCAUUCAUUUUGAUGAUUCCAGAACAAGAGCAAGAUAUUGUGAUCAGAUCAAUGUAAUUAAUGAUCAAUAGGCUACUUUCAUUGGAUUAAUUACUAUCGGUUAUUUUAAAUUAGGGCGUAUACUUAAUGGUGACAUAAUCACUGCUUCAUACCAUUUCUUUCGUCUGUUAUCCAUGUUUUUGUUCUUGUAUUUUGUCAGCUCAAAGUGAGGUUUGAUUUGAGUCACAGUGAAAUAAAUCUACGAAUUUAAAUGAUGCGAAUGUUGAAUAUGCAGCAAUAAGACUGAAUAUAAAAUAUUACUGUGUAGUGUGGAAAUACUGUUUUUUUUUUGUAAAUAUCUGAGGUAUAUGAGGAAGUGGUUUAAAUACAUUUAAUUAAUUCAUGUA